CCGUCCCUUCUCUCUCUAUACACAUAUAUAAUAUACACACUGAUUUUUCACUCUGUGAAACUGAUACUUUACCUAUUAUCUUGUUUCUCAGUCAAUGAACAGUUGGAAUUGAUCAUUUCUACGAUGUAAGCGACUGUAAUCUGAAUAUUUGAUCGUUUCAUCAUCAUCUGAUUACUCAGAAGAGGGGUUUUAAGUUAUAUUGUAAAGGGUUAACAGAAAAAUGGCUUACAAUAGAAGGGGUUCUGAUCAGCCGCCGACGAGGCGGAUUUUGCGGACACAGACUACAGGUAAUUUAGGAGAGUCUAUGAUGGACAGUGAGGUGGUGCCAUCAUCUUUAGUUGAAAUAGCUCCGAUUCUUCGCGUGGCUAAUGAAGUCGAACCCAGCAACCCCAGGGUUGCUUAUCUUUGUCGGUUCUAUGCCUUUGAGAAAGCUCACAGACUAGAUCCAACAUCGAGUGGACGUGGAGUUCGUCAGUUCAAAACUGCUCUGCUUCAACGCCUAGAAAGGGAAAAUGAAAUGACCUUAGCAGGAAGGACAAAAAGUGAUGCUCGUGAGAUGCAAAGCUUUUAUCAGCAUUAUUACACAAAGUAUAUUCAAGCUCUGCAGAAUGCUGCUGAUAAAGCAGAUCAUGCUCGUCUUACAAAAGCAUAUCAAACUGCUGCUGUUCUGUUUGAGGUUUUGAAGGCUGUUAAUCUGACAGAAGCUGUUGAAGUGGCUGAUGAGAUUUUGGAAGCACACACUAAGGUUGAAGAAAAGACAAAGAUAUAUGUACCUUAUAAUAUACUUCCUCUUGACGCUGAUAGUUCUAAUCAGGCAAUUAUGAGAUACCCUGAGAUUCAAUCUUCUGUUGCUGCGCUUCGUAACACCAGGGGUCUGCCAUGGCCCAAGGGCUACAAGAAAAAAGUGGAUGAAGACAUUCUUGAUUGGCUUCAGGCUAUGUUUGGUUUUCAGAAAGAUAGUGUCACAAAUCAAAGGGAGCACCUAAUAUUGUUGCUGGCAAAUGUGCACAUUCGACAACCAAAGCUUGAUCAGCAACCUAAGUUGGAUGACCGUGCACUUACAGAAAUCAUGAAGAAACUUUUCAAAAACUACAAAAAGUGGUGCAAGUAUCUGGGUCGCAAAAGUAGUCUUUGGUUACCAACUAUUCAACAGGAAGUGCAGCAGCGCAAAUUGCUAUACAUGGGUCUAUAUCUUCUAAUAUGGGGGGAAGCUGCAAACUUGAGAUUUAUGCCAGAAUGCCUUUGCUAUAUCUAUCAUCAUAUGGCAUUUGAACUGUACGGUAUGCUGGCUGGGAAUGUUAGUCCCAUGACCGGUGAGAACGUUAAGCCUGCCUAUGGUGGUGAAGAAGAGGCUUUCUUGAAGAAAGUAGUUACUCCAAUCUAUAAUUCAAUAGCAAAGGAAGCCAGAAGGAUGAAGGGAGGAAAAUCAAAGCAUUCUCAAUGGAGGAACUACGACGACUUAAAUGAAUACUUUUGGUCAGUUGAUUGUUUCCGGUUAGGUUGGCCAAUGCGUGCUGAUGCUGAUUUCUUUUGCCAUCAGCCGAUAGAACAGCUUCGAGCUGAUAAAAGUGAUGAGAACAAACCAGUUACUGGAGAUCGAUGGGUGGGAAAAAUUAAUUUUGUCGAGAUACGCUCAUUUUUGCAUAUUUUCAGGAGUUUUGACAGAAUGUGGAGCUUCUUUAUUCUGUGUUUACAGGCAAUGAUUAUCAUUGCUUGGAAUGGUUCGGGACAACCAACUUCUAUAUUUAAAGGUGAUGUGUUCAAGAAAGUGCUGAGCAUCUUCAUAACCGCUGCGAUAUUGAAACUUGCACAAGCUGUCCUUGAUGUAAUUAUGAGCUGGAAAGCAAGGCAUAUCAUGUCAUUUCAUGUCAAGCUAAGAUUCAUUUUGAAGGUUGUUUCUGCUGCAGCAUGGGUGAUCGUUUUACCAGUAACUUAUGCAUAUAGUUGGAAAAAUCCUUCUGGAUUUGGUCAGACAAUUAAGAAUUGGUUUGGGAAUAGUCCCAGUUCACCUUCUAUGUUCAUUUUGGCAGUUCUCAUUUACUUAUCUCCAAACAUGCUCUCCACAUUGCUGUUUCUGUUUCCUUUCAUCCGUCGGUAUCUAGAGAGGUCAGACUAUAAAAUUGUGAUGCUCAUGAUGUGGUGGUCUCAGCCUCGGCUCUAUGUUGGAAGGGGAAUGCAAGAGAGUGUGUUUUCUAUUGUUAAGUACGUUAUUUUUUGGGUUCUCCUCAUAGUGGCAAAGUUAGCAUUCAGUUUCUAUGUAGAGAUACGGCCUCUUGUUGGUCCAACAAAAGCCAUUAUGAAAGUCCACGUAAAAAAAUUCCAAUGGCAUGAGUUCUUCCCUCGAGCCAAGAACAAUAUUGGUGUUGUGAUUGCAAUCUGGGCUCCUAUUGUCCUUGUCUAUUUCAUGGAUAUUCAGAUUUGGUAUGCUAUUUUCUCCACAAUAUUUGGAGGUAUAUAUGGUGCAUUUCGCCGUCUCGGGGAGAUACGAACAUUAAGAUUGUUGAGGUCCCGAUUUCAAUCAUUGCCGGGUGCUUUCAAUGCUUGCUUGGUUCCAAUGGAAAAGAAGGAGCAACCUAAGAAGGGACUGAAGGCCACAUUUUCUCGCAAAUUUGAUGAGAUCCAAUCUAACAAAGGGAAGGAGGCAGCAAGGUUUGCUCAGUUGUGGAACAAAAUAAUUACUAGUUUCAGAGAAGAGGAUCUUAUAGAUAAAAGGGAAAUGAACCUACUGCUUGUUCCUUAUUGGGCAGAUCGUGAUUUGGACCUUAUCCAGUGGCCUCCGUUCUUACUUGCUAGCAAGCUUCCUAUAGCACUGGAUAUGGCUAAAGAUAGCAAUGGCAGAGACCGUGAACUGAAAAAAAGACUGAAUGCAGACAAUUACAUGCUCUGUGCUGUUCGUGAGUGCUAUGCUUCAUGUAAAAACAUCAUCAAUUAUUUAGUUUUAGGGGAACGUGAAAUACCCGUUUUAGAAGAAAUUUUCUCCAAAGUAGAUCAACACAUACAAGACGAUAAUCUGAUAAGUGAAUUGAAUAUGAGUGCUCUCCCAAACCUCUAUGAACAAUUUGUUCAGCUUAUUGUAUACUUGAAAGAAAAUAAACAAGAGGACAAGGAUGAGGUUGUAAUUGUCUUACUGAACAUGCUAGAGGUUGUGACCAGAGACAUAAUGGAGGACCAAUUUCCUAGUUUGCAAGAUUCAAACCAUGCUGGAUCUUUUGGAAUGGAUGAAGGAAUGACACCUAUAGAACAACAAUAUCAGUUCUUUGGUUCUCUUAAGUAUCCAGUCACAGAAGAAGCAGAAGCUUGGAAAGAGAAAAUCAGAAGACUUUAUCUAUUGCUUACUGUGAAAGAAUCUGCUAUGGAUGUGCCAACAAAUUUAGAAGCUAGACGGCGCAUUUGUUUCUUCUCAAAUUCAUUGUUUAUGGACAUGCCACCAGCACCUAAAGUUCGGAAUAUGCUUUCCUUCUCUGUCUUAACUCCUUACUAUACAGAGGAAGUUCUUUACUCAAUAAACCUCCUAGAAAGGCAGAAUGAAGAUGGUGUGUCUAUCCUUUUCUAUCUGCAAAAAAUUUUUCCAGAUGAAUGGACCAACUUUCUUGAACGGGUCGGAUGUAGCAGUGAAGAAGAACUUAAAGGAAAUGCCAAAUUGGAAGACCAACUUCGUCUAUGGGCAUCAUAUAGAGGCCAAACAUUGACCAAAACUGUCCGAGGUAUGAUGUACUACCGGCAAGCUUUGGAACUUCAGGCCUUCCUUGAUAUGGCGAAGGAUGAAGAGUUAAUGAAAGGCUAUAAGGCUGCUGAAUCAAAUACUGAGGAACACCUUAGGAAUGAUAGGUCAUUGAUGGCACAAUGUCAAGCGGUAGCUGAUAUGAAGUUCACAUAUGUGGUGUCAUGCCAGCAAUAUGGCAUUCAGAAACGAUCUGGUGAUUCUAGAGCCCAAGACAUUCUGAGGCUUAUGACAACGUAUCCAUCUCUUCGUGUGGCUUACAUUGAUGAGAUUGAAGAAACUAGCAAAGAUAGAUCCAGAAAGACGGUUGAGAAGGUUUAUUAUUCUGCUCUUGUGAAGGCUGUACCAAAGUCUGCUGACUCUUCGGAUCCUGUUCAAAACUUAGACCAGGUUAUUUAUCGCAUAAAACUUCCAGGACCAGCUAUUUUGGGUGAGGGAAAGCCAGAAAAUCAAAACCAUGCAAUAAUCUUCACGCGUGGGGAAGGCUUGCAAACAAUAGAUAUGAACCAGGAUAAUUACAUGGAAGAAGCCUUCAAAAUGAGGAACUUGCUGCAAGAAUUUCUUAAAAAACAUGGUGUAAGGAAUCCAACAAUAUUGGGACUUAGGGAGCAUAUAUUCACUGGCAGUGUUUCUUCUCUUGCAUGGUUCAUGUCAAAUCAAGAGACUAGUUUUGUAACAAUUGGGCAGAGAUUGUUGGCUAACCCUUUGAAGGUUCGCUUCCACUAUGGCCAUCCAGAUGUGUUUGAUAGACUGUUUCACCUGACAAGAGGAGGUGUCAGCAAAGCUUCCAAAGUCAUCAACCUAAGCGAGGAUAUAUUUGCAGGUUUCAAUUCUACGCUACGUGGAGGCAAUGUUACUCAUCAUGAAUACAUCCAAGUUGGCAAAGGGAGGGAUGUGGGCCUGAACCAGAUCUCAAUGUUUGAGGCAAAGAUUGCUAAUGGAAAUGGUGAGCAAACGAUGAGCCGUGACAUAUAUAGGCUUGGACACCGAUUUGAUUUCUUCCGAAUGCUGUCAUGUUAUUUCACUACUGUGGGAUUCUAUUUCAAUACCUUGCUAACCGUGGUUACAGUCUAUGUAUUUCUCUAUGGUCGACUUUAUCUUGUUCUAAGUGGACUUGAAAAAGGAUUGAGUACCGAACCAGCUCUUCGGGACAAUAAGCCUCUUCAAGUAGCUCUUGCUUCUCAGUCUUUAAUGCAAAUUGGAUUUUUGAUGGCAUUACCUAUGGUGAUGGAAAUGGGUCUCGAAAGUGGUUUCCGAAAAGCGUUUAGUGACCUCAUACUCAUGCAACUACAGUUGGCUUUUGUAUUUUUUACGUUUUCUCUUGGAACAAAGACCCACUAUUAUGGGAGAACAUUGCUUCAUGGUGGUGCCCAAUACAGAGGUACAGGUCGUGGUUUUGUUGUGUUCCAUGCCAAGUUCGCUGACAACUACAGACUAUAUUCCCGUAGUCAUUUUGUCAAGGCAAUUGAGCUGAUGAUUCUGCUUGUUGUUUAUGAGAUUUUUGGUCAGUCAUAUCGAGGUGUGGUUGCAUAUAUAUUGAUUACCGUGUCAAUGUGGUUCAUGGUGGGGACAUGGCUAUUUGCUCCCUUCCUCUUCAAUCCCUCAGGGUUCGAGUGGCAAAAAAUUAUUGAUGACUGGGCAGAUUGGAAUAAAUGGAUAAACAACCGUGGAGGAAUUGGUGUGCUUCCAGAAAAAAGUUGGGAAUCAUGGUGGGAACAGGAACAAGAACAUCUUCGUGAUUCUGGGAAGCGUGGUACCAUUGUCGAGAUCUUGUUGUCAUUGCGCUUUUUUAUCUAUCAGUUUGGACUUGUAUAUCACUUGGACAUCAUAGAGUCCAAAAGUUUUCUGGUUUAUGGUAUCUCAUGGCUUGUGAUCUUUGUUGUACUAUUUUUGAUCAAGGCUAUGUCGGUUGGAAGGCGAAAAUUUAGUGCAGACUUUCAACUUGUCUUUCGAUUGAUCAAGGGGGUCAUCUUCCUUACUUUCAUUGCUAUUCUGAUUACUUUAAUUGCACUUCCCCAUAUGACAUUUCAGGACAUCAUAGUAUGCAUUCUUGCGUUCAUGCCUACCGGAUGGGGAUUGCUUCUGAUUGCACAAGCUUUGAAGCCUCUAGCUCAACGAGCUGGAAUCUGGGCAUCUGUUCGCACUCUUGCUCGUGGUUAUGAAAUAGUCAUGGGCUUGCUUCUAUUCACUCCUAUAACAAUCUUGGCUUGGUUCCCAUUUGUUUCUGAAUUCCAAACGCGGAUGCUUUUCAACCAAGCAUUUAGCAGAGGUCUACAAAUCUCUCGUAUUCUUGGUGGACACAGGAAAGACCGCUCCUCCAAGGAUAAAGAGUAAUCGCAGUCUGCAUCCAAAACAGCAAUUACAGCAACUUAAAUAUAUACGCACUGAUUUCUGUCAUCUGGAAAAGUCAGCUUCCAUUGGCAUUCUUCAGUCUUUCUAUAUUCGAAAGAACGUAAAUUUCAUUGUAAUUAUAUACUAGAAAUGGUUAGCAAUAUGUAAAUUGUGGUUGUUACAAUAGUACAUGCAUAGACUGGGGCCUUGCAAUCUUCUGGGGGGUCAAAUAGUAAAUUUGUAAACCAUUUUCAGUCAAUCGAAUGCAAAUAGAUUGAUGAUUUGUAUA
Messenger RNA from Cornus florida, 6341 nucleotides. Its product is annotated as callose synthase 2-like. The record is from RefSeq and is a predicted model, not a curated record. Gene Ontology annotation, biological process: (1->3)-beta-D-glucan biosynthetic process. Gene Ontology annotation, molecular function: 1,3-beta-D-glucan synthase activity. The transcript has 43 exons. Gene Ontology annotation, cellular component: plasma membrane; 1,3-beta-D-glucan synthase complex. Lineage: Eukaryota; Viridiplantae; Streptophyta; Magnoliopsida; Cornales; Cornaceae. The coding region runs from base 221 to 6055 and encodes 1944 amino acids.